This is a messenger RNA of Beauveria bassiana ARSEF 2860, 627 nucleotides long. RefSeq names its product Tim17/Tim22/Tim23 family protein. Gene Ontology annotation, biological process: mitochondrial respiratory chain complex I assembly. The record is from RefSeq and is a predicted model, not a curated record. NCBI's taxonomy places the organism in Eukaryota, Fungi, Ascomycota, Sordariomycetes, Hypocreales, Cordycipitaceae. Bases 1 to 627 code for a protein of 208 amino acids. The transcript has 4 exons.
AUGGCUAGCCACGAGGACCACGGCCGUCAGGCCGCAGCCGCCGUGCUGAGCAGCCCCUACCAGCCCCAUGAUGUUCUCGACGAGACGGCCAAGACGGCUGUCGUCGGCCUGGGUGCGGGCUUCUUCCUGGCGGCGGUGCAAAACGCCCUGUCGAAACGCAACGUCGGAGCUUUCGGCGUCUUUAGCCGCGGCGCCCCCGUCAUUGGACUGAUCGCUGCGUCCCCGGCCGCGUACACCUUUGUCUCCCGUACCACGAUGAACCUCCGCGAAAAGGACGAUGCCUUUGCCGCCGCCCUUGGUGGUUUCGCCGCCGGUGCCGUUCUUGGUCUUCCCUCCAAGCGCAUGCCUGUCGUGUUCGCUCUCGGCGGCUUCGUCGGCAGCGUCCAGGGACUCUUCAAGCUGGCCGGUGGCCGCCUCGACAGCUUCAAGGCCGAGGACGACGAAUUCGCGCGCAAGGAGACGAUCCGCCGCACGACGCGUGUGCCCGUCGAGCAAACCAUUUCCGAAGUUGGCGAGGGGCGAGGCAUCAAGCCCCCUGGCUACGAGGAGCGCCGCAGAGAGCGCAUCCAGGAAAAGUAUGGCUUCGAAAUUAACCCCGUCAAGGCGACUGUCGAGGGCAGCCAAUAA